AUGAAACGUCGUAAAUCGUAUACAGCAGCUUUCAAGCUAGACGCCGUCAAUUAUCGUGAUUUGCAUGGAACCUUGGCAGCGGCUAGUCAUUUUGAAGUCACUGAAGCAAUGAUAAGAAAGUGGGUUGUUGAUCGACAAAAUCUUCAAGAGAUGCCAGCAACGAAGAGAGCCCGACGAUACAAAAAAACAAGCGUUGAAGAAGUUGAAGAUGCCAUCUACAACUGGGUUGUCAAAAAACGAGAAGAAAAUAGAGCUGUCACGGUGAAAGAAAUAAGGACCAAAGCAAAGGAAUUAGCAGAAGAGCAUGGUCACCAAAAUUUUAAAGCAUCUGCGCAUUGGUGCAUCCUGUUUAUGGCGCGAAAAAAGCUCUCUGUACGAAGAAGAACAAGUGUCGGGCUACCGGCCAUGAGAAAUCUAAUUUUACUGUUGUAUUGGAAGUGA
Messenger RNA from Necator americanus (New World hookworm), 441 nucleotides. RefSeq lists its product as uncharacterized. Lineage: Eukaryota; Metazoa; Nematoda; Chromadorea; Rhabditida; Ancylostomatidae. The record is from RefSeq and is a predicted model, not a curated record. The coding region runs from base 1 to 441 and encodes 146 amino acids. The transcript has a single exon.